Fusarium sp. VM40 is the source of this 3042-nucleotide messenger RNA. The record is from the annotation of a GenBank genome assembly. Lineage: Eukaryota; Fungi; Ascomycota; Sordariomycetes; Hypocreales; Nectriaceae.
AUGGCUUCACACGGUCAAUAUCCUCCCGCCCACAUGGUCUCCAACAAACAACACCACCAUGCCCCCUACGGCUCUGCUGUGGCUGUCCCUGGAGCUGCUCCAGCUGGUACCUUCGCGCCAGGCACCAAGAUCCAGGUCGGUGGCCACCGAGUUGUGAUUCAGAAAUAUCUCUCGGAAGGAGGCUUUGCCCAUGUCUACCUCGUCAAGCUAGCCAAGCCUGUUGAUGGCACCGAUCAAGCUGUCCUGAAGCGAGUUGCGGUGCCCGAUAAGGAUACCUUGCGGGGCAUGCGCAUUGAGGUUGAGACAAUGAAGCGCCUCAAAGGUCACCGACCGAUUGUUACAUAUAUCGACUCGCAUGCCUCCGAACUUCAGGGAGGAGGUUAUGAAGUUUUCCUGCUCAUGGAGUUUUGCAAUGGCGGCGGCUUGAUCGAUUUUAUGAAUACUAGGCUACAACAUCGCCUAACCGAGCCAGAGAUCCUCAACAUCUUCACCGACAUCGCUGAAGGUGUCGCGUGCAUGCACUAUCUAAAGCCACCACUGCUGCACCGCGAUAUUAAAGUCGAAAAUGUUCUCAUCACCGCCAGGGGAGCUUCCAAACGAUUUAAGCUUUGCGAUUUCGGAUCAGCAGCAUCACCUCGUCCCGCCCCCACUACCGUCACCGAAUGCCGCCUUAUGGAUGAAGAUAUCCAGAAACACACUACGAUGCAGUACAGAAGCCCCGAGAUGAUCGACGUAUACCGUAAGCAGCCCAUAAACGAAAAGGCCGAUAUCUGGGCAUUGGGAGUUUUGUUGUAUAAGCUGUGCUACUAUACCACUCCCUUUGAGGACCAGGGCCAAUUGGCAAUUUUGAAUGCCAGCUUUAAGUUCCCUAGUCACCCCGUCUUUUCCGACAGGCUCAAGAAAUUGAUAGCAUCAAUGUUGAGAGAGAACCUGCAAGAUCGACCAAAUAUUUACCAGGUGUUAAAGGAGGGAUGCGCCAUGCAAGGACGCAAUGUCCCUGUACAAGAUAUCUACAAUGGCCGUAAUCAAUCCCACGCAAGGACUGAUAGCCCCCAACCCAAGGCUCAGAAACCGGAACAGGCGCCCGCCGUAGGAGCCGUCUUCACACGAGCCGAACCUCAAAAACAGGUGAUUCCCGAUGUUGUGCCAAUGCGAAGAGGACGACCGACCGCCUCGCCGGCUUCAGGUCAGGUGGCGCAGAAGCCUGAUGUUUCUCCGAUGCGGAAGACCGAAGGAGACCCUUUCGCUGCCCUUGACUCCUCCAAAGCUGCCUCUAAAGGGUUUGAUGAAUUAUCGUCACGAUUCCCGACGUUGGACCAGUUCUCAUUAUUGCAUGAUCAUGGAUCAAAAUUCGAUUUUGAUGUCUCCUCACCUAUUUCGCCCGUAAACCCCUCUUCCGAUUUGAACCAGAGAGUGACAGCAAAGCUGGCCGAGGAGGCAUUCGCAACCCCCCAGGCCGAGUCCCCUCGCCCGAAGCCAGUUUCCAGAACACACUCAGUCACUCCUGUUGGACAUCAUGCUGGAGUCGCUUCACCUCCUCUGGAGCCUCCCUUGUCGAAGACUUUGUCUGCACCAAGCAGACCCGACAUGAGCAGGGCGCAGUCUAUCAUCAGUAACAAUCCUGAGCUGCAGGCAAUUUCUUCUCAAUCCAACUCACGAUAUGUCUCGACUGGCACGAUGACAUCAACACCGCCACCGGAGAAGUUUACUCAAGAUGUAGAACGACCUGUUCAGCACGAUAUCCACGACUAUGCUCGGUCUAGCAGCGCUACAAGGCAACCCGAACCAAGUGCAGGACAAUGGGCCGUAGAGGAGCCCCGGCCUACCUAUGUACAAAGGAUCCCAUCUUUCCAGCAGGCCAGUCACGAGCGUCAACCGUCUUCAUCUAGACCGUCACUGGAAGGUGGCCGCCCUCGUGCCGAUUUUCUGGAACCUUCAGCUCGUGCUUCGCCGGCCCCUUCGCGACCACGACCCGCCAGCACGAACCUUGAGGGUACGACUCUUGAUUUCUUGCGCGAGAGAGAGGCUGCGUCACGCUCAUCGAGUCGACCGCCUCAGGUCCCGUCCCCGUAUCAGGAGCCUGAGGACGAACCGCGGGCAUCCAGCGAUAUGGAUUUCUUGAGAAGUCUUGAAGAUUCGGAGCGCACAAAGUCCAGCAAGCGCUCUAGCUUGACUUCUCUUUCUGGUAACAAGAACAUUCUUGCAGGCAAGUUUGGGGAUGCCUUCAAGCUAUUUGAAGGUAGCUCUCCCAACAGCGGAAGAAAUCCAUCCCCACAAAGGGAGGCGGCCUAUCGUGAUCUUACUCCCAUCGCUGGUUCCGAAGCAACUGAUGGACGUAGCGAUGACGGCCAUGUCCUUGAGGAUGAGGAUCGUAUGACGCCUGAAAUGAGACGGGAAAUGGAACGAUUGAAACUCCAAGAAGAGGAGCAGCGUGUAGAAGCGGCGCAAGCCGAGUAUCGAAAGAGGGUGGCUGCUGGACAACGUGGCCCGCCAGUUCCACCAAAAAGCAUUGGGGGAGUUUCUCGUGCCGUCAGUAUCCAGAACCGCGUCCAGAGUCUCCUGAAUGAAGAUCAAAAGCCCCCCACUAUUCAAAGGACUGCCCAAGGAUACGGAAAGUACACCGACGUUCCCGAGCCUGUUAACAAGCCUGAGAAACCUCUCCCUGGCGUGUCUAAGAAGCCCUUGACUGUGGCAAAGACCCGAGUCGACGCUUCUGCAGCUCGAGGACCGUCUUCAACUUCUUCUGCCCCUCCCGCCCUUACAUCCAAGCCCCCAGCGAAACCCCCUGCCCCAAAGAAGCCAAUGCACCUCAACAGCCUGCCCACUAACCAGCGACCUGCGUCACCACAAAAACCUACGCGGGCCCAGACAUCGUCAGAGCAACUUAUUAGUAUGGAUGUUCCUGGACAGCAAAUGCUGGAUAUGACGGCUAAAGAGAAGGAUGAUUACCUACAGGAUUUCUCCAAACGGUUCCCUAGCCUGGGCUCGAUUGAGAUGGUCGAGCGAGAAAUUGGUGGUCAGAAUGGAGGAUCAAGCCGGUAA